This is a messenger RNA of Stylophora pistillata, 573 nucleotides long. RefSeq lists its product as uncharacterized. Lineage: Eukaryota; Metazoa; Cnidaria; Anthozoa; Scleractinia; Pocilloporidae. The record is from RefSeq and is a predicted model, not a curated record.
GCUUCAAGAUCUUGCUGUAUAUCCUAGCUUACGAGAAGCGCAAUUGAAUUCUGCACAAUGCGUAACAGGACGCUUUCCAGACAUCGAGGCCACUGGACGCAGUCAUUACUUAAGGGCACUUUUAUGGUGUUCUAUCAUAUGUGACAUGUUACUUAGUCCAAUACUGGUCUAUUUUAUCUUGGCAUACCUGGAAAUAAGUGAUAACGACGAGAGAAAUUGCAAGUUAUGCUGUCCAGCAUUAGCUGGAAAGUCAUUUUAUGGCCGACAAACUGCUGAUGAUUGGUUUAGUAUCAUGACAAAUCUCUCUCUGACAGCUCACAGUGAAUAGAGACUAUGCAGGAGGCAGCAGCAGCAGGAACUGUGCUUGGUGGAAAUGAAACUGGUGCAUGCUCUUCUAAUGGAGAAGGCAAAGAAACAAUUCCGCUAAAUGGUAAUAUACAAACUUCAGUGCCUCUUAUUUAUAAGAGGCGAAACGUUAGGUUCAGAAUUCAAUGAAGUAGGUUUGGUUCCGGUCAGCUUUGUUUAGUUUAACUAAACUCCACCUUAUUCGAUGUAAUAGCCUGUUGGGAAUAA